ACCUGGCACGCCAGCGAGUUGUUUGGAACGAAAUGAACGAAUUCACGCUGGAGUUCUGCCGAGUUUGACAGCCGGGGCAGGCGUUUCCAACAAGGCUAAACCUCUGCUACAAGGGAGCAAAGUCGGGAAAGUGUUAUUACAACGCUUCACUGAGAAGGUUCUGGUUUUAGCGCUGUAGCAGCUUGUUGAGAGAGAGAGAGAGAGAGGAGUCGAUUUCCAGAAUGCGACGGUUGUUGGGUUGAGUUAAAGACUUAGCCUGUUAGCAUGGCUUGUUUAUCUUGACAUUGCAAACUAUUUUAUGUAUAGCUACCCGGGUGUUAUGGUAUUUAUUAUGUGGUAACGUAUGAAAUAAUUGUAUUGUAUUGUAGUGUUGAGGCUUAUGUCAGCGUACUUAAGAAGGCUGAUUGUUGGGAUAGCUCGCUUAGCAAACGGUAAUGAGCAGCUUUACUAAUAAGACGCCUUUCAUCAGUCCACCAGAGAGUCCUAAAAACGGAAGGACAGCCUGGGCCCUCGGUGAUGACCGGUUCCCGUGCUCCUACGAUGACUCCCUGGCGGUACAGGCGGACGUGGAGAGACACCUGGGGCUUCUCCAUAACCGGCAGGACGCCAUGGCGCUGUGUCUGGACCAGUCCUACCGGAGCGGUACCGAGUCCUACCUCUCCGGCUCUCAGCUGGACUACAACGAGAACAACGGCAGCACGAGCCCCGUGGAGAGCAGGAGAAAACACCGCUCCGGCGUCCACAGACCGCGCUUCGAGGUCGUGGACCUCGGCGAGGAGGAAGUGCGCUGGUUUUACAAGGAAGACAAAAAGACGUGGAAACCUUUCGUCGGACACGACUCCCUAAGGAUCGAGCUCAUGUACCGCAAACUGUGUGAACUGAAUCCGGAGCGGGAGAGCGGCUCAGGCCACGCGGUACCACCGGGCGGAGAGGAGGAUGCGUGUGAGCAUGCGUCAGCCGUGGCCUCGGAACAGAGCCCUCCACAGCUGGAGGACACGGACCUGGAGGUCAGCGUUGAUGCGGUGUGUGUCCGAGGAGGACUGUACGAGGUGGAUGUCAGAGAGAGAGAGUGCUAUCCUGUGUACUGGAACCGUAGCUGCUUGGAUGCCUUUUGCCCUACAGAGCAGGACCGCAUCCCUGUGUUAAGGGGACAGUGGUUUAUAGACGGCACAUGGACACCAAUGGAGGAAGAUGAGAGUGACCUUAUUGAGAAGGAGCACUUGAUGUGCUUUCGGGGACAACAGAUGCAGGACUCUUUAGAAAAUGAUGUGGUGGCCAAGACAACGGAUAGCAAAGAUGUCAUCCACAGCCUAAAGCUGAGUCGCAGCCAUGUUGACUGGCACAGUGUUGAUGAGGUGUAUCUGUACAGUGAUGCCACCACUUCCAAGAUUGCCCGCACUGUCACACAGAAGCUUGGCUUCUCGAAAGCCUCAAGCAGUGGCACCAGGCUUCAUCGUGGCUAUGUGGAAGAGGCAUCUUUGGAAGAUAAGCCCCCUCAGACAACCCACAUUGUCUUUGUUGUGCAUGGCAUUGGACAAAAGAUGGACAAAGACCGUAUUAUCAAGAACACAGGCAUGCUGAGAGAGACUGUAAGAAAAAUGGAAGAGAAGCACUUUGCCGAGCACACCGAGGAGCAUGUGGAGUUCCUGCCAGUAGAGUGGCGCUCCAAGUUGACCCUGGAUGGAGACACAGUCGAUUCCAUCACUCCAGAUAAGGUGCGGGGGCUGAGAGACUUACUGAACAGCAGUGCCAUGGACAUCAUGUAUUAUACUAGCCCUCUCUACAGAGAUGAGAUUACUAAAGGCCUGACCCAGGAACUCAACCGACUGUACUCGCUCUUCUGCUCUCGGAACCCAGAGUUUGAGCAAAAGGGUGGCAAAGUCUCCAUCAUUUCCCACUCUCUAGGCUGUGUGAUCACGUACGACAUCAUGACAGGCUGGGACCCAGUGCGUUCUCGCCUGCAGGAGCCCAAUGAAGAGGAACUGCACUGGAUGAGCUGCAAAGAGCAGCAUCUGUUGGAUCAGAUUCAACUCGCUAGACAAAGGUUGCAAGAGUUGGAGGAUCAGCUUCAGGGUUUAGAGGCAACUAAACUUCCAGCUGCUCCCGAGUUGAGAUUUAAGGUGGAGAACUACUUCUGCAUGGGCUCUCCCCUAGCUGUGUUCUUGGCCUUGCGUGGCAUUCGACCAGGGAACACUGGAUACCAGGACCACAUCAUGCCUAAAUCUAUCUGUCAGCGUCUUUUUAACAUUUUCCAUCCUACAGACCCAGUGGCCUAUCGACUGGAGCCUCUUGUGUUGAAACACUACAACAAUAUUGCUCCUGUACAAAUACACUGGUGCAACACUUACAAUCCCACUCCAUAUGAUGAAGUGAAACCCACGUUCCUGACCCCAGUGAAAGAUCCAGCUUCAGACACAGAGAGUCUCCCCAGCCCCACUACAUCACCUGUAAUGUCCCGCCGACUUUACGGGGAAUCCAUAACCACACUGGGCAAGGCCAGCAUACUGGGUGCCGCCAGCAUUGGAAAAGGCAUUGGAGGGAUGUUGUUCUCACGUUUCUCACGCUCCAGUAGUCAACCAUUAGGAGUGGAUUCUGUAGCAGUGGAGGGUGAAGAGAAGAGUCAGUCAGCAUAUGGCCUGUCUACAAUGUCACAGUCUACCUCCACCAUCACCGAAACUGCAGUGGAGAUGGAGCACCGCAUUGACUUUGAGCUGCGCGAAGGCUUGGUUGAGAGCCGAUACUGGUCAGCAGUCACCUCUCACACAGCCUACUGGAACUCUCAUGACGUCGCCCUGUUCCUGCUGACCUUCAUAUACAAAUCACAGAGCUCGUCUGAGAUAUACCAAGAUGAUCCCGACCCAGUGUGACCCAGAAAUAUGACCACACACACACACACAAAGAUAUGUCCUCACACAGAUGGCUCUACUCCCAUAGAGAUAUGAAAACUCUCAAGCACACACACUUUCAUUUUGCCUCAUAAAAAAAUGCUUCUUUGUCAUACAAAGACUGAUUACCUUUCCUGUUGCUUAUGCAGCAACCUUUCCCAUUAACCCAGUAACCAUUGACUUCUACUGGACAACCUCUUUGAUAAACUGAGUAAACCUCAAGUCCUAAAAACAUUUUGUAAAUUUGUUUUGGUUGCUUUUGAGUCUAAUUCCAUGCUUAGCAUUAGAUGCAUUUGGCUCUGCAAGACAUGUGGGUGUAUACUGUGCGUGCGUGCGUGCACGCAUGUGCUUCACCAAUCCUAGACCAGUCCACAUAGGCCAGUUUAUGUGGCUCCAUCUUAUUGAAAGCCUGAAAGAGACAUUAUUAUGGCCACACAAGCAUGGGUCACUCUGUCCCGUUAAUGUUCAUUCUUUUUGUCUAUUUAUUGCUCAUUUACUAUGUGGUAAAUUUGAGCACAUGGAGACACUUAUCAAGCAAACACUCAAUGCAACACUCUAGAUAACUUUAUUUAUUGAUAAAUAAUAUAUCUAAGGAUUGUGCAUAUUUCAAUUUUUGGGAAAAGUAUUUAAAGAUUUAGAUGUUUAUUUUUACUUUAAUAUUUCUGGAGAAUACUGGACCUAUUUGAUGACUAACAGACAAUAUUCGAUUUCUCAAACUGGACAACAGUGAACCAUUAACAUAAAGAAAUGUCUUUUUUUUUUUUUUUUUACAUACAGAAGAUAAAUACUAAGAAGCAAUUAACAUCUUUCUUUGAUUUUACAAUCAUAUGGUGCUGUCAGGAAACAGAUUUACCAGUGCAUUUUCCUAAGCCAUUAAUAUGCCUGAUACUACUUUGCAUGAAUUUUGGGGAUGAAAUUGAUGCUGCAUUGAUUUAAUUUUUUUUUUUUUUUUUUUUUUAAAGCCAAACUUAACCUUUUACAAAAUCUGCCUGGGUCAUUAUGUAUGUGUGCUGAUGCAUUGUUAUACUGGAGUACUGGAACUACUGUGUAGCUCCAAAGAGAUUGCUUUGUUUGUUCCUCUUAUUUCAACCUGAUUCCAGUCUAGUACAGUGGAGUGGAAUUAAAUAACUUAAGUGGAUGGUCUGCUUUAUGUAAUUAGACUAUUAAUUAGGCCAAGAUCAUGUGACUGGACUCAAAGAUUAGACAGUACUUUCCAAUGUUCCUUUGCCUCAUUCUAGUCUGGUAUUCAAGCACCUUAUACCUUUAGGCCCAUAUAAACAGAUAAUAAUAAUAAACAGAGGUUAUAUAUUUAUAUAUAUUUAGUUAUUGAUUGAACGAACGUAAUAAUCCUUAAACAUAUAUAACAUUGAGAGGCCAAACGUUUUAGCUGUGAGAUUAAUAAUCAUUGAAAUACUGUUAGUUCAUGUUAAAAAUUUUAGUCCUGUUUCUUUUAAGCACUUUUGAGAUGUUUGGGAUGUGACAUGCAACAGGAAGAGAAUGACCAGAGGGGAUCAUCAGUAAAAAUUUAACAGAGAAAAUCUAUUCUGUUUAGUGUCUGCAAUGCAUUUAAAAUCCCAAAACUCCAUGCUUCAACUCUGCCUGGCAGGGGUUGCAGCAUACUGAAUUAUUUUUUCUCCAUUGUGUGGUCACUCAGUUGCAGUUAGUACAUGUUGGUUAGCUUGUGCGGAUUAUUAAAAAUGGCCAGGUUGCCUAUGAGGACCACAGAGCCAAUCCUCUGUUGGGAAGCUGACGUGGCUUUCUCCGCCUCACUGAACGAUGAACUAGAGUAAUUUAUGAGUCACUGUUACUGUUGGCAAUAGGAAACAGAAAUUAAUGAAGGACCAGACCUUGCACAUUACCGCAUGACUAUAAAUUGCACAGAAUGGAAUAAAAGGCCCUCUUGAUGUUCAUUUCUGUUUUUUUUUUUGUUUUUUUUCCUGUUUUACUACUUCAGAAUUUGUAUUGUGGAAGAGAAUGCACUUUGCUUAUAUUGUGAUAAAAUUAACACGUUGCAUUGUAACAUUAAUCACUGGCAAAAAAAAGUUUGAGGUUCCGCAUCAUGGUUUGAGGACGAGGGUUUGUUCUUUGGGACAGUUUUUUUUGUUACUUUCUUGAAGACUAUGCCUCAAAAUGUCAGCAUGCUCCAGUAAUGCCAAUGAAUAAUGGAAUAACUUAAAGUAAUUUACAUGUUAUUUAAUGUUUUUGCAAUAGUGCUGCUUCUUGAUCUUUCAGAACAGUAAUUAAGAGAUUGGCAUACAGUAUGGCAACACUUGGCAUUGGCACAAUCAGAAAAUUCCACCACACGUUAUUGAUUAAUCCAAAACAUGGAAAAAUGUCCCAAAUUACUUAUUUUAACCUACUAAAGACAUCAAGCUUGGAAAACAUGCUGUGCAAUAACUUAUACCUGUAAUGGAUUUAAACUGCCAUCCGAAUAGCACUGUAUUCAUUUCAGUUUAUUAAAGCAUCACUCUUU
Molecule: messenger RNA, 5358 nt
Organism: Clarias gariepinus (North African catfish)
Lineage: Eukaryota; Metazoa; Chordata; Actinopteri; Siluriformes; Clariidae
Gene: ddhd1a
Product: DDHD domain containing 1a
Exons: 13
Coding region: 435-2867 (810 amino acids)
Cellular component (GO): cytoplasm
Molecular function (GO): glycerophospholipase activity; metal ion binding
Source: RefSeq, a predicted model, not a curated record